Messenger RNA from Tyto alba (common barn owl), 1805 nucleotides. RefSeq names its product Fas cell surface death receptor (gene FAS). The record is from RefSeq and is a predicted model, not a curated record. Gene Ontology annotation, molecular function: tumor necrosis factor receptor activity; protein binding. Gene Ontology annotation, biological process: extrinsic apoptotic signaling pathway in absence of ligand; activation-induced cell death of T cells; regulation of stress-activated MAPK cascade. NCBI's taxonomy places the organism in Eukaryota, Metazoa, Chordata, Aves, Strigiformes, Tytonidae. Gene Ontology annotation, cellular component: CD95 death-inducing signaling complex; membrane raft; external side of plasma membrane. The coding region runs from base 63 to 1163 and encodes 366 amino acids. The transcript has 9 exons.
UCCGUGCUGGGACGGGUCGGUUUCACUUUGCUGGAGGGUGCGGGAUAGCGCUGGGCGGCGGAAUGGUCCGGGGGCUCCUUCCCCAGCUCCUCGUGGUUUGCUUCAUUAUUGAAACACAAUGCAAAAAUAAUACUGAAGCUCUAACACACAUAACAUACAAUAAAUUAAUUACAAGAAGGAUUGUUGCUAAGAGAGAAAUUAAGUGUAACCUGGAUGAAUACAAUUUAGGUGCUCAGUGUUGCAAGAAAUGUAAACGUGGUUUUGUUAAAAGUAUCAAUUGCCCAACAGAUAUCAAUGCACACUGCAGACCAUGUGAAGAUGGCAAGGAGUACAUAGAUCAUAACAAUGAUUUGAAUAAGUGUUUGAGAUGCUAUUUAUGUGACAGCAUAUUCGGUUUGGAGGUUGCAAAGAACUGUACACCAGCACAGAACACAGAAUGCACCUGUGCAAAGAACCAUUUUUGCAAUUCUUCUGUGCCAUGUAGCCAUUGUGAUCCAUGUACCAUAUGUGAAAGUGGAGUAAUUGAAAAACAAUGUACUUCAACUUCAGACACUGUGUGUGGAAUGAAAGAAACACGCGUGCCAGAGUGGACCAUUGCUUUGAUAACUGUGUUAGUAGUACUAGCAAUAGCUGGAGCAAUAAUCUAUUACAAGAAAAGACAGAAGGGUCUUACUAGCAAGGAGAAGCCAGGUGAAGUAGUCCCCAAACCAGGGAUUUCUUAUGACAAUGUACCUCUCAUAUACACAGAUGUUGACCUGAGCAGCCAUGUAGCUGGUAUUGUGGAGGAGAUGACGCUCCAAGAAGUCAAGACAUUUGUUCGUAAUCACAAAGUACCAGAACCCAUCAUAGAUCAAACUGUUCGGGAUUAUUUUAGUGAUACAUCUGAACAGAAGAUUAAGCUGUUUCAAGUCUGGUAUCAAAGACAUGGAAUAAAAGGAGCCUAUGGAACCCUAAUAAGCAGUUUGAGAGAAUUUAAGAUGUGCACUGCAGCUGAUAAAAUUGAGGAAAAACUGAAGGCAGCUGUUUCCAUCUGUCAGGAAGAGGGACAGUCUUACAAUGAUGACACUGAGCAAAGCCAAACCUGCACUCAGGAAGGUAGAAACUCCUACAAUGAUAGUGCUGACCUAAGUAAAACCUGUUUUGGUAGUUUGGAAGAGACAUAGGACAGAGUCAUUUGAAAAUUAUUUCCGACUGAAUUAGUAUUUUUCCAAUAAUAUAAAUAACAAAGCUUUUUAAUGCAAUUUUAAUUGGAAGUUCUGAUUAAUUCAAGUAAGUUAUUAUAUGAACAAGGAAUAAUUACAAUUUUUAUAGAAUAUCUUUCCUUUAAAAAAAGUUUUAGCUUCUUUUCGGUUGUUAAGAUCUGGAAGGAGAAGUUUUAUGGCUUAUUUAACAAAAAGCUACAAUAUAAGAGUCCAGCUACAGGAUUCACUACCACAAGAAAGAAGAAGUAGUCAUUUGAAAAAAAAGUUUAGUCUAAAUGUAUGGUCCCACAUUACUUAAUUGAUGUGAUGUUUUGCUUACAUUAAAAUGGUGGGAUGCUGAAUUUUUCAAACUGAAAACUCUGGUGUUAAGAGUCUACGAAGCAUACUAGGAAGAAUACCUGAACAGAAAAAAAAUGUAUAAUGUACACCUGAUUAAUUUUGAAUAUAAGUCUUGCUGUGUAAUUAAAUUCUACUCCGUUGUAAAUGAGAUUUUUCCCUUGUAUAAAAGUACCUGUUUGUGUAUUUAUGUGUGUAUACAUGUGCGAGUUUUCUAUGAAAAAGCUCCUAGUGCUAAGUAAAAAUUAUUUCCCUUGUCUUCUGCAA